Messenger RNA from Nilaparvata lugens (brown planthopper), 3065 nucleotides. Its product is annotated as ecdysone receptor. NCBI's taxonomy places the organism in Eukaryota, Metazoa, Arthropoda, Insecta, Hemiptera, Delphacidae. Gene Ontology annotation, biological process: ecdysone receptor signaling pathway; negative regulation of transcription by RNA polymerase II; cell differentiation. The transcript has 9 exons. Gene Ontology annotation, cellular component: nucleus. Gene Ontology annotation, molecular function: zinc ion binding; RNA polymerase II cis-regulatory region sequence-specific DNA binding; nuclear receptor activity. The coding region runs from base 866 to 2743 and encodes 625 amino acids. The record is from RefSeq and is a predicted model, not a curated record.
UGUUUUCUAUCUAUGUAGUCUACUGUGAAUAGGUCUACAGUAGUUAACAGUAUACUGUGGAUAUAGUCUGUUUACAGUAGUGUAUUCAGAUUUAUAUAUUCUAAAAGUUUGGCAUCAGUUAUCAUAUUAAUUGAAAGUGUUCACGGAGCUCCGAAAUAUUUGAGUAUAAUAUUGUGAUAUCAAACUCACAAGAACAAGACUAAAUAUAUUGUUAAAAUAAGACUGAAAGUGUGUUUUAUCGACUGAAAAAUCGCAAUACAUAAAGUAAAUAAAUAUUGGUAUACAAACUAAAAAUAGCCUAUUUGAAUUCGUACAGAUAUAUUCAAGACACUGUUUGUUGUGGAACAUUCACAUGCUCACUUUGUUUAGUUGGUAAAAUUUAAAAACUUUUUAUAGUGAGAAUCUGUUCAGGAUGUUAACUAGGUUGUGCGUCGACAAACACCGAAUUUGCAGCCAUUUUGUUGUUGACAAACUGUAAUCAUGACGACAGGCAUAGUGUUUUGCCAGUGAGGAAGCCAUUUUGUAGUUUGGACUCAAGUGUCAGCCAUCUUGUUUCAAUUAUGAGAACCUCAACAACAAAACCGACAUUGUGGUACCUCUAGUGACUCACUCCAGCAUCAAUAAUUUUAUUGUUUACAUCCUAGGAUCAUCAUCGUUGUAACCAUGGUAACAAGACUCUAGAGACCACUAAAACAUUAGCAUCAAUAUCUAGACCCCAGUGUCAGCCAUUUUGUUGUUUACAUCCUAGGAUCAUCAUCGUAACCAUGGCAACAGACUCUAGUGUCCACUAAAACACUUCGGCGUCAAAAUCUACAUCGUAGUUUCAACUAUAGUGCUGUUUACUUCCUAUACUAACAUCAUAACCAUGGCAACCAGCAUCUGGAUAAGACACCACCGCAGCGGCGGAACAGUGUCAACACCGGCCGACGACAAAGUAGUCUGCUCGGCCGAAGUGACGUCAUCGUCGCGCUCAAUCGGUCCCGAGGUGUCGUCGUCGGCAUCUCUAGCCAUGACGUCAUCGCCGGCCAACAGUCUGGGCGGUUCGUCGGCGUCCGACAUUGGCGACGUCGAUUUGGAGUUUUUCGACCUGGAUUUGGUGGGGGGAGGAGGAGGAGGAGUAGGAGGGCUAGGAGGAGGUGGAGGAGUGGUGAUGGGUCAUCAUCUGCAUCAGGCCGGCCUGGCAAUGCUGCAGCAGCGGAUGAUGAUGAGUCAACAUGGAUUUCAUCAGCAGAGUCAGCAUCAGGGUGGGCUGCAUCAUGGUGGGACGACAACACUGGUGCGAGCGGCAGUUGCACAUGUUUCGAGCAAUGUGUCGGAUAGCGGAUCUGUGUCAGGACGCGAAGACCUGUCACCCCCUAGUUCGCUGAACGGGUACGGUGGAGGUGGUGGCCCCGGUGGGGGCUCCAUGGACCCCUCGGAGCUGGCCAAGAAGAAGAAGGGGCCCGUCCCCAGGCAACAGGAGGAGCUAUGUCUGGUGUGUGGCGACAGAGCGUCCGGGUACCACUACAACGCGCUCACUUGUGAAGGGUGCAAAGGUUUCUUCAGGAGAAGCAUAACAAAGAACGCAGUCUACCAGUGCAAAUACGGCAACAACUGCGAGAUCGACAUGUAUAUGCGGAGAAAGUGCCAGGAAUGCCGGCUUAAAAAGUGUCUCAGCGUCGGAAUGAGGCCUGAGUGUGUUGUACCAGAGUAUCAGUGUGCUGUGAAACGAAAGGAAAAGCGAGACAUGAAGGACAAAACUCGGCCCAACUCUACGACGAGUCGAUCGCCGGAAGCGCUCAAAAUUGAACCCGAAUCUCAGAGGAUGUGCGACUUCAGCGUGGAAUUGGAGUCGGGCAACACACUGGGGGCAUCGAGUAACACAGGGGGCCUAGGGGCUGGCCCCCCUUCGGUUGGUGGGUCUCUCUCGCCCCCCCUGACAGCCGGGGGUGUCAAACCGGUCAGUUCGGAGCAGGAGGAGCUCAUUCAUCGGCUGGUCUACUUCCAGAACGAAUUCGAGCACCCUAGCGAGGAGGACCUGAAGAGGAUUGGCUGUUUGAAUCUACCCAGUCAGGUGGCCCAAGACCAGCAGGCGGAGAGCGACAUGAGAUUCCGUCACAUAACAGAAAUCACCAUUUUGACAGUGCAGCUGAUUGUCGAAUUCGCCAAACGACUGCCCGGCUUCGACAAACUACUCAGAGAGGACCAGAUUGUACUGCUCAAGGCAUGUUCCAGCGAAGUGAUGAUGCUUCGCACGGCCAGAAAGUACGACGUGAACACAGACUCUAUCCUGUUCGCCAACAACCAGCCCUACACGAGGGACUCCUACACGCUGGCGGGCAUGGGCUAUGUGGUGGAAGACCUGCUGCAGUUCUGUCGACACAUGUACCGCAUGAAGGUGGACAAUGCCGAGUAUGCACUGCUCACAGCUAUUGUCAUAUUCAGUGAUCGGCCCUCCCUGCUUGAAGCCUGGAAGGUAGAGAAGAUCCAAGAGAUCUACCUAGAAGCACUCAAGUCCUACGUCGACAACCGAAUUCGGCCGAAAUCAUCACCAAUCUUUGCCAAAUUGCUGUCGGUGCUCACAGAGCUCCGCACCCUGGGCAACCAGAACUCACAGAUGUGUUUCUCGCUCAAGCUGAAGAACAAGAAGCUGCCCGACUUCCUCAUGGAGAUCUGGGACGUUGACAUGGAGAAGGAGAAGGAGAACGAGAAGAAGAAGGCUGCAGCUGAGAAUAACAACUCUAUGUCAUCAUCGACUUCAUAAAAAUGGCGCCCGAUGUGGGUGUGUAAAGACUUGUUAACUUUGUAAAAAUGACACCCUGCAUGGGUGUUGAAAGACUUGAUAACUUUGUAAAAAUGGAGCCCGAUGUGGGACUUUAAAAGUUGGGGGUCUUUGUUAAGAAGACACCAAACAUAUGUAAAAAUGGCGCCCAAUGUGGGACUUUGAAGGUUUAUUGACUCUGUUAACAAGGCACCAAACAUAGGUCAUCCUAGACUAGUUAACUUUGUAAAAAUUGUGACAUUUGAUGUUUUAGGAGGUAUCAAUGUAACAGGUGUUUUAGGAAACUAAAUGUUGAAGAAAGCCA